CAUGACUCUGCCCAUAUAAAUACCACAACCACCUUAGCUUAAAUUGAAAAUCCAAAUUUGCACUGAUCAUAUUCCUAAAAAAACUUGUUGUCUCAUAACAAUGGGGAACUGCCUAGUUCUUCAAGAAAAGGUGAUGAAAACAGAUGGUGAAAUUCUAGAACACCUGUUAGUAAAAAACAUGCAUCCAAAUGCUCAAGUGCUUCAAAACAACUUACACUUUUCUAUAAAGACGACGACAAAGAAGAAGGCAGUUCGAUUCUCAGACAAAGUAUUAAUGGAAGGCGGAGAUGAAGCAAGUCGAGUUGUGAGGAUCAAGCUUGUGAUCAGCAAGAAAGAGCUGCAGGAAAUGCUAAGUGAAGGAGAAAUUUCAGUUGAUGGAAUGAUUCUUAAGGUGCAGAAUCAAGAAACCACAAGCAAGGUUGAAUCUAAUGAUAGAGAUGGAGUGAUUGCCAAAGGAUGGUUUCCAGCCCUUGAAAGCAUCCCUGAAAUAAACUAGUUUUUGGGUUUUCCAAAAAGAACACGAAAAAAGUUUUUUGAGUAUUAAUAUUUCUUGUUAACAAGUGUAAAUAUACACACUGUAGUUUGACAGAAAAUAUGGUGUUGCUCAUUUAGUCCAUGCGAGGUAGACUUCAUUAACAUUCCACUUGUAUUUGUGGUUACAAAACCGCGAUAAAAAAAGGCGGUAGCAAUUAGGAAAAGAUGCAGCUACACCUUUGCAUGUUGAUAAAAUGAGAUACAGAAAAAUGGGUGCUUAAAUGAAGCAAACAUAAUGGAAGUUUUUUCAAUGAGUUUAUAUAUCUUAAA
This is a messenger RNA of Salvia miltiorrhiza (redroot sage), 804 nucleotides long. RefSeq lists its product as uncharacterized. The coding region runs from base 101 to 496 and encodes 131 amino acids. The record is from RefSeq and is a predicted model, not a curated record. The transcript has a single exon. NCBI's taxonomy places the organism in Eukaryota, Viridiplantae, Streptophyta, Magnoliopsida, Lamiales, Lamiaceae.